GAUUGAUUCGGGUUGCACCAGUCACAUGACUCCACGGGCAGAUUUGCUUGAUGAGGUAAAACCCCCUGGGAAGAUCAAGUAUGUGGCAGCAGCAUCAGGUGCUUUGCUCCCUGUCAUUGGUGUUGGGAAUGCCAAGGUUAAGGGAGCUAAUGGGGAGCUUGUGGGGCUUGGGAAUGUUCUGCUGGUUAAAGGCUUGUCUGCUAACCUUCUCUCUGUGCGGCGACUGCAGAAGAGUAAGGCCGAAGUGACCUUUGGACCAACCAGCUGCCGUGCAAAGCUUGGGAAGAAGGUGCUGUGGAGUCUGGAAGAGGAGACCAGCUGCAUCAAGGACCUGUGGCAGCUGCCCAUCAUCCCAUGGAAUGGGAAGACUCCAACAGCAGCAACGACAGCAGCGGCAAAGGCAACAGCAGGAGGAGAUGCAACUGCACCAACUGAUGGGGUCCUGGAAGCAGUCAAGAAAGUGCAGCAGCAGCAGACACAUGGUGAGCCAGAGGGGGAGAUUGUUGUGUGAUGUCAUCAUAUGCUAUCACAUUCUGUC
Messenger RNA from Closterium sp. NIES-67, 538 nucleotides. The record is from the annotation of a GenBank genome assembly. Lineage: Eukaryota; Viridiplantae; Streptophyta; Zygnematophyceae; Desmidiales; Closteriaceae.